CACAGGCGACCUCCUCCAUUGCUUCUCUUCAUCCUCUCUCCGUUCUUGAGUGUCGUCAGCCAUCGCCGCCGGGAAACGGGGAUCAGUUUGUUGUUGGGACUUGAGACGGGAAGGAUGUCUUCAUCGCCUCCGGCGCCGACGGUGGCGGACGCGGCGGCGGCGGGCGCGCCGGCGUCGCAGCUGGCCAUCAGCAACGGGGUGCUGCUGGCGGCGGUGAUAUUCCUCUUCAUGGUCGUCGUCUUCGUCUUCCUCCUCUACCUCUACGCCAAGCGCUUCCUGGGGGCCAACCCCAUGCUCAACGGCGCCGGCGCCACCUCCUCGCGCUUCAUCUUCGUCGGCGACUCCCCGUUCCCGCGCCGCGGCCUGCCGGCCUCCGUGCUCCGGACCCUCCCCGUGGCCGUCUACGGCGGCGGCGCCUCGCCCAAGACGCCCGGCGGCAGCGGGAGGAGGAAGAACGGCGAGGCGCUCGAGUGCGCCGUGUGCCUCUCGGAGGUGGCCGACGGCGAGAAGGUGCGGACGCUGCCCAAGUGCGGCCACCGCUUCCACGUCGACUGCAUCGACAUGUGGUUCCACUCCCACGACACCUGCCCGCUCUGCCGCGCCCCCGUCGGCGCCGACCCCGAGUCCGCCGCGGAGGGGCUCCCCCGCGUGCCGCGCGAGGACCACGCCGCGCCGGAGUUCCCCAUGUUCCCCACCAACGUCCUGUUCUGGGGCACCCACGACGACGUCGCCAACGGCGGCCUCGGGGGGAUGCCGCCGGCGCCCCCGAUCGCCGCCGCCUCCACCAGCUCCUCGGCCUCCGGGCGCAGGAAGGAGAACCUGGUGAUCGACAUCCCGACCCGGGCGAUGGCGGUGGGCGCGGCGUCGUCGUCCCCCGCGACGCCGCUGCCGGCGAGCGACCUGCGGUCCCCGAUGUCCGCCCGGCUCCGCUCGCUGCGCCGGCUCCUGAGCAGGGGCAAGCAGGCCGUGGUGGGCGCGUCCUCCUCCAGCCCGCGCGGCGGCGGCAGCGACGUCGAGCAGGGCCUCGCCGGGCGCCCGCCGAAGACACCCAAGACACCUCCGGCGUCGAACUGAUCCGGAAACUACAUAGCUCUCUGACGCAUUGGCUCGCGUCGCCGAUCACCGGAGGGUCUAUACAUACAUGUGUUCAUUCUUUCCUUGAUUUCUUCUUCUUUCACUCUCUUUUCGCCAAGGAUUUUGGCCAGGAAUUCUGAUGUAAACAAAAAGAUGUUUGGCAUUGGUGUCACUGAUUGGUUAUUGAUGUCGAUGGAUCAUUGAUGAAACUGA
This is a messenger RNA of Triticum urartu, 1287 nucleotides long. Its product is annotated as RING-H2 finger protein ATL3. The record is from RefSeq and is a predicted model, not a curated record. NCBI's taxonomy places the organism in Eukaryota, Viridiplantae, Streptophyta, Magnoliopsida, Poales, Poaceae.